AUGUCUAGAGAACUCUGCAAAAAUGCUAUGAAACCUCUACCUGCCUCAUCUAGCACGAAGGAAUGGACCGAAUCAUUUUCAGGUCACAAAUUGCCGUGGGAAAUUGUUGGUAACUUGUUCACCAUCUUCGGGCUUUCCGUUAUGACAGUGGCAGACUGGGAUCCUCUGUUUGCAUGCGACAAAGACAGAGACGAGUGUAAUAAGAGACAAUCUGGAGAGAAUUCGAGAGAGUGUGCCGAAGCUUGUUUGGCUCUGUGCAAUGAUGUUGAUUCUGUUAACGAUUUCGUGAUAGCUCUAAUGUCCGCGGCAUAUGCGCUGCAGAGCUUUUACGAAGGUGACACCAAUCUGAGCGACGACGAGAUUAUGGCGGAAGGCGAGGAAUUGGAAACCAUCAAGAGUAAGCUCGACUCAAAUGGCGGGAGCACUUCCGGCAAAAUGUACCCUAGUACUGUGUGCCGAGCGUGGAUGUUCAUGAGCUUGAUUAGAGACGAGAUUCUUGAGAUAUCUCUAGGACCUCCUUUGGGUGCUCAUGAGACCCAAAUGCGCCGCAAAGAGUUGAAGCGCCGCUGCGAGGAAAGAUACGCUCAGAUGCCUCACGAGUUGCGAUGGCAGCCUGAUGAUAACGAACGCCAUCGCUCAAUGUCAGCCCUUCAAUUCAGUCUGCAAAUGGCACUCUAUCAAGAAUAUAACUUGAACAAGUUUCCGAUUGACCGCUUGCCUGAUGAGGGAGCUUUUAACGUUAAACAAGAUCUCGUGGAUACCGCAAGAAAGAUGCUUGACGGAAUCCUUGUACUGUGUGCCAACAGGGAUAAGCUUACGAACUAUGCCAUAGGAUCUAUCGUCUACCAUGGUAUUCCAUCAGCCGCGAUACUAAGCGUUGAGCUAUUGAAGCAUUCUAAAUUCCCUCAGGAUUUGCGAGUAUCUCUGCCACGCUCAGAGAUCAUCCAGAACCUGAGUAUCUUCGUUGGCGCUUUAGAGUGGGUACGCCCUUCGGAAGGCAACUACACGCUCUGUAUUCGCAUGCGUAAAGUCAUCAAGCGCAUCUUGGAUCAGGUCCUGGAUAUGCCGCCACCAAACUCGUGUCAUUCAGAGAACAACGCUUUCCAUGACCCUGCACCGCCUGAUCUUGCUAUAUCUUCGAUCUUGGGUCCACAAGACGAGCCCGACUUCCUGGAAUGGCUCAAUUUAGUGGACUGGACGAGGGGCAUGCUUCCAGAUGCAUGGACAUGA
Messenger RNA from Letharia lupina, 1230 nucleotides. RefSeq lists its product as uncharacterized. The coding region runs from base 1 to 1230 and encodes 409 amino acids. The transcript has 5 exons. The record is from RefSeq and is a predicted model, not a curated record. NCBI's taxonomy places the organism in Eukaryota, Fungi, Ascomycota, Lecanoromycetes, Lecanorales, Parmeliaceae.